Messenger RNA from Anoplophora glabripennis (Asian longhorned beetle), 918 nucleotides. RefSeq lists its product as uncharacterized. The transcript has 3 exons. The record is from RefSeq and is a predicted model, not a curated record. Bases 33 to 449 code for a protein of 138 amino acids. NCBI's taxonomy places the organism in Eukaryota, Metazoa, Arthropoda, Insecta, Coleoptera, Cerambycidae.
AGUCAGCCACUGGAUUAUAUUCCACGUAAGCGAUGAAUGGUCACUAUGGAUUUUACCCAGGGCAACGACUUGAGGUAACCACAGCUAAUGCUGCAGGACCAUCGACGUACUACGUAGUGACGGAACUAGCUUACUAUGGUAAAUGUUUAGGAUUCACAACUGAGACUUUUGACACUAUAGUAGUUGAUUGCCCAGGAGCGGAGAAGAUUGGUUGCUUCCAAGUUUUAACGCCUCAGUUUAACACUCAGGAUAAUACCAUCUCCUUCACUGAAAAUGUAAACAAGAUAUGUGCAAAGAAAGUGAAUGAAUUCUGCAUAGGAAUCGAAAUUGAGGAUAAAAUAAUAAAUCUGAAUUGCAAUUUUCAAUAUGAGGAGGGGAUGUUCCAAGUUAGCGGAGGGCAAAGUCUCACAGGGGCAAUUCCAUUAAAUAAAGAACCAUCAAGGGAAUGAAGGUGUACAGAAAAAAAAAGUUAAUUUUAAAUUCGUUUUAUAUUUUUUUUUCUCUAAAGUUACAAGUACGAGUACUAUUUUUUCCUUUCCUUCGACAUUUUUUCAUUUGGAUUGUUUAUAGCAGAAAGCAACAGAAUUAAAGCUGUCUAACAACAGUAGCAUACGUUAAAUAUCAUACGUCAUAUGUAACAUUUUAAAUGUCAUUGUUACUAAAUGGGAAAACAACUACUCCACGGGCUAUAUGCCCUGACAGGCAUUGAAUUAUACUCCAGUACCUAGUAAAAAGUUUAUUCGUGAGAAGGUAUUAGUCGAGUAGUAGGUCACUCUGCUCCAGUAGGAUCAAGUAGCAAUAACAGUUAAGAUGUUUGCAGACAGACAUCCAAAUUUCUUAAUCAUUUACCUUAAUUUUUGGCAUACCGAAACCUGUAGUGUUGGAAAAAAUUGCUAUUAAUUGAUGUUACUUCUAUAA